Molecule: messenger RNA, 1208 nt
Organism: Mollisia scopiformis
Lineage: Eukaryota; Fungi; Ascomycota; Leotiomycetes; Helotiales; Mollisiaceae
Product: metallo-beta-lactamase superfamily protein
Exons: 3
Coding region: 55-1083 (342 amino acids)
Molecular function (GO): transferase activity
Source: RefSeq, a predicted model, not a curated record
CUUCCUCCCAAAACUCUCUCUUUCUCAUCAUCAACCCAUUCAAAACUCACGAUCAUGACACCUCAGCAUUUCAACCUCGUCGAAGUCGACACCCUCGAAGCAAUCGUAAUAAUCGACAACGAAAUCGACAUAAUGUCCACCGUUCCCCAUAACACCGUAACAAACACCGGCCGCAUGCCCAACCUCUCCCUCUCACAACCCUCCAACAUCUCCAAGCGCGGAGACUGCCAGAAAGAAAUGCCCAUGGAAGCCAUCUGCUGCGGCGCUCACGGACUCAGCAUUCUCAUCACCGUAACAAAAGGAGCCCAAAAACACAGCAUGCUCUUCGACGUUGGUCCCGAAGAAGAAGCCUGGGAACGCAACGCCAAACGUCUAUCCAUCGAUCUGAAAACCAUCGAACGAAUCCAGCUCUCGCACUGGCACCGCGACCACUCGGGCGGUAUGCUAAGAGCCAUCUCCAUGAUCACCUCUUCCAACCCGCCUUCACCUGUAGUAACAGAUCUCCAUCCCUCCCGACCCACGUAUCGUGGUUUCAUGGUUGGUAGUACGCCGAUUUCUAUGCAAGUCGAUCCGUCGUUCGAAGAAAUGGAGGAUGCAGGAGCCGUGGUGGAGAAGUUUGAAGAAGCGCAUACGGUGCUUGAUGAUAUGUUUCUUGUGUCUGGGGAGAUUCCCAGGUUCACGGGGUACGAGAAGGGGGUUAAGGGCGGGAUUAGAUUUGAGGAGGAUCGGGAGGAGUGGGUGAAGGAUGAGGAGAUUUUGGAUGAGAGGUUUUUGAUGUGUAAUCUGAAAGGCAAAGGUAUAAUCCUCUUCACAGGUUGCUCCCACGGUGGUGUGGUGAACACCGCUUUACACGCAAAGAGCCUACUGAAUGAUGAAGUCCCGCUCUACGCUGUCGUGGGCGGAUAUCAUCUUGUGGGCGAACAAGAAGCCAACGUCGAGGCCACGGUUAGAGAUCUGAAGAAGCUUGACCCGAAAGUCUUGUUACCAGGACAUUGUAGCGGAUGGAGGGUUAAACUUGAGAUUGAGAAGCAGAUGCCAGGCCGAUUGGUUCCUUGUGGUGUUGGGGCUAGGCUUAGUUUCUAAGAGUUAGUGCUAUGGGAGAAGUGCUCUCUGAAAAGGGCUCGAUGAUACGGGGAGGACAGAGAGUGUUCGAGCAAACUCCAUGGAAUCUUGUUACUUUUUGCGCGAUAUGUAUACGGUACCUGAAG